CGCCGGUCGGAGCAGAGGUGGUGAGAGGGGUAGAGUCAUAGAGAAAUACAUCCCUGGGACGUUGCAAGUGUCUGCUGUUUCACCUGGUAGCCGCCAGUGUCUGCAAUGUCAAAGCAGCCACUGUCGGCGCCCUGCCAGAGCCGGUGCGGCCACGUGGACCGCAUCGGCACCGAGCUCACACCGGCCGACGUGGAGCAGCGGCGCCGCGACGGCCGCUGCCACUGGUGCGGCCGCCAGGACCCCAACCUCUGGUUGUGCCUGCACGACGGCUGCACGCGACUGGGCUGCGGCGACCAGGCCGACCACAGCACCGAGCACCACCAGCAGCAGCCGCAGCACUGCCUCGUGCUCAACAUCACCACGCUGCGCGUCUGGUGCUACGUGUGCGAGGCCGAGGUAUUCCUGGAGAACAACGUGCCGGCCGUGGGCCACGCCGGCGCCGCCAUCAGUGCCGACAACGUGGACGUGGCCGGCGCGCCGGCCGACAGUGACGACGAAGACGAUCGCAGCGAGGACGAGCCGCCGUGCGGCCUCACCGGGCUGCGAAACAUCGGCAACACGUGCUACAUGAACGCGGCGCUGCAGGCGCUCUCCAACCUGCCGCCGCUGACGCGCUACUUCCUGGACUGCGACCGGCUGGUGCCGGCCGACCGCAAGCCGGGCCUGGCGCGCGCUUACCUGCGUCUGGUGCACGAGAUGUGGAGCCGGCGGCGCGCCAGCUGCCUGGCGCCCACGGCCGUGCUGCAGACGCUGCGCGCGGCGCACCCGCAGUUCCGCGGCUUCCAGCAGCAUGACAGCCAGGAGUUCCUGCGCUGCUUCAUGGACGUGAUGCACGAGGAGCUGCGCCAGCCGACCGGCCGCUUCGACGGCGAGCAGGACGAGCUGGAGGAGCCGGCCGCGGCUCGCGACGACCCGCCCUCCGACUCGGCCGGCUCGGACGGCGAUGAGGAGGACGCCGACUACGAGACGGCCGACUCGGGUCUGAGUGACCGCUCCACGGACAGCGGCUCGGCCGGUGAGCCGCGCGCGCCGCGCCGGCGCCGCCGCCGUCAGGUGCACACGCAGCGCUCGCCACAGCCGCCGCCAACUCCACCGCCACCGCCGCAGCCGCAGCCGCCGCCGCCGCUGCCGCUGGCCGACACGCCGUCCAGCGGGCCCGAUGACACGUCGGGAAUCGACGUGGAGUUCGCCGACGCCGAGUCGGAGCGCUCGCGGCCGCCGUCGCCGGCGCGUCCGGGCCGACGACUCCGCUACCGCAGCGUCGUCUCGGACGUGUUCGACGGACGCAUCCUGUCGUCGGUGCAGUGCCUCACGUGCAACGGUGUAUCGGCCACGCGCGAGACGUUCCAGGACCUGUCGCUGCCGAUCCCGAGCCGCGAGCACCUGGCCGUGCUGCACACGCAGGCGGCGUCGGCGGGCCGGCCGGCCGCCUGCGCUCAGCUCUACUCGCAGCAGGGCUGGGCCCCCUGGCUCUGGUCGUGGAUCACCUCGUGGUUCUCGGGCCCGAGCGUGUCGCUGCACGACUGCCUGGCGUCGUUCUUCUCGUCGGACGAGCUGAAGGGCGACAACAUGUACAGCUGCGGCCGCUGCAAGAUGCUUCGCAACGGGCUCAAGUUCUGCCGCGUGCUUGAGCUGCCCGAGGUGCUGACUGUGCACCUGAAGCGCUUCCGGCACGAGCUGGUGUUCUCCGCCAAGCUGGGCACGCACGUCGAGUUCCCGCUGGAGGGUCUGGACAUGUCGGGCUACCUGCACAAGCAGAGCCGCAGCCAGGUGACGUCCUACGACCUGGCGGCCGUCGUGUGCCACCACGGCACGGCCGGCGCCGGCCACUACACGGGCUAUGCGCUGAACCACACCUCGGGGGCCUGGUACGAGUACGACGACCAGUACGUGACGGAGGUCAGCGCCGAGACGGUCGCGUCCUGUCAGGCGUACAUGCUCUUCUACAGGAAGUCUUGCGAGGCGGCCAGCCUGCGCCGGCAACGCGCCACAGAGCUCAUCCACCGGGCGCGCGCCGACCCCUCCCUCCUGCCUUACUACGUCUCGCGACAGUGGAUCAACAAGUUCAACACGUUCGCCGAGCCGGGCCCCAUCGACAACACGGAUUUCCUGUGCCGACACGGCGGUGUGCUUCCGGGCCUGCGCGUGCCGGUGGAGGCGGCCUGCGUACGCCUGCCGGAGGCCGGCUGGGAGUACCUGCACGGCACGCUGGGCGGCGGCCCCGUCGCCAACGCGCUGUUCGAGUGUGGCCCGUGCCGAGCCGAGUGGGACGCGUUGCAGGCGCGGCAGCGGCGCGAGCUGACAGAGUUCCGGCGCCUGUGA
Molecule: messenger RNA, 2322 nt
Organism: Pollicipes pollicipes
Lineage: Eukaryota; Metazoa; Arthropoda; Thecostraca; Pollicipedomorpha; Pollicipedidae
Product: ubiquitin carboxyl-terminal hydrolase 20
Exons: 5
Coding region: 106-2322 (738 amino acids)
Biological process (GO): protein deubiquitination
Molecular function (GO): cysteine-type deubiquitinase activity; zinc ion binding
Source: RefSeq, a predicted model, not a curated record